CAAUUUAGUGGUCCAAUAGUACAUUGGACGAAAAUGGCCUCUCCUCCUCCAAAACUAUUAGGAAAAUACAAAAUGAGAUAAGGAAGAAGAAGAGGAAGUUGAAACCUUGCUAGAAUCCCCACUCAGCACUCACUCUUCUCUUUCCUUAUCUCUAUUGAAGUAGUAACUUGUAUAAUCAUGAGCCUCACUGGGUAGAAAGAAACAAGGAUAGGAAUUAUGGAGAAGAAUGAGAAGGAAAAAGUGAUGGGAAACAAUGAGAAAACUUUGACAGAUGAUGAUGAUCCUAAGUUCAACUAUAGAGGAUGGAGAGCCAUGCCCUAUAUCAUAGGGAAUGAAACUUUUGAGAAGCUUGGAGCUAUUGGCACCUUAGCCAACCUCUUGGUUUACCUCACAGCUGUGUUCAACCUGAAAAGCAUUACAGCCACAAAUAUGAUCAACAUCUUCAAUGGCUGCACCAAUUUGGCUACCUUGCUGGGAGCUUUUGUCUCUGAUACUUACUUUGGUCGAUUCAAGACAUUAGGGUUCUGUACUUUUGCUUCCUUUUUGGGAUUGCUCAUGAUACAGCUAACAGCAGCCAUUAAGAAUCUGCAUCCACCUCACUGUAGGAAGGAGAGCAGCACAUGUGAAGGGCCAACGACAGGGCAAAUGGCAUUUUUGUUGGUCGGAUUUGGAUCACUUCUAGUAGGAGCCGCUGGAAUCCGGCCAUGCAACCUAGCAUUCGGAGCAGAUCAGUUCAAUCCCAACACAGAAUCUGGAAAGAAAGGGAUCAACAGCUUCUUCAAUUGGUAUUUUGUCACAAUCUAUUUUGCAGUCUUGGUCUCCUUAACAUUAAUUGUCUACAUACAAUCAAACUUGAGUUGGGCAGUGGGUUUAGCAAUUCCUGCAGCUUUGAUGCUCCUAUCUUUCUUAGUCUUCUACAUGGGGUCCAAAAUAUAUGUCAAAGUUGAACCAACAGGAAGUCCAGUAACAAGCAUAGUGCAAGUGAUAGUGGUAGCUGCAAAGAAAAGGCACCUGAAGCCUCCAGAAAAUCCAUCGGUUUCCCUCUUUACCUAUGUGCCUCCAAAGUCUAUGAACUCCAAGCUUGCUUAUACAUACCAAUUCAGGUUGCUUGACAAAGGAGCAAUUGUAACCCCAGCGGAUCACAUAAGCCAUGAUGGGUCUCCAACUGAUCCAUGGAAUCUUUGCAGUGUGCAGCAAGUGGAAGAGGUGAAGUGCUUGUUAAGAGUGAUACCCAUAUGGUUCUCAGCCGUUAUUUUCUAUGUAGCUAUUGUCCAACAAAAUACUUUGCUAGUGUUCCAAGCUUUUCAAUCUGACAGAAGGGUUGGGCAUAGCAAUUUCAAGAUCCCAGCAGCAACCUACACUAUCUUCUCCAUGCUGACAAUGUCCAUAUGGUUACCUUUAUAUGACAGAAAAAUGGUCCCUUUACUCAGAAGGCUGACCAGAAGAGAUACUGGCAUCACACUGCUUCAGAGGAUGGGAAUUGGGAUGUUUCUGGCUAUACUAUGCAUGCUGGUAUCUGCCAUAGUGGAAGAACAAAGAAGGACUCUAGCUCUGACAAAGUCUGUUGGAGUAGAACCAAGAAAAGGUGCUAUUUCAUCAAUGUCAGGUCUUUGGUUUAUCCCACAGCUGGUAUUAUCUGGACUGGCUGAAUCAUUUACAUCGGUAGGACAAGUUGAGUUUUACUACAAGCAAUUCCCUGAGAACAUGAGAAGCAUUGCAGGGUCUAUUUACUUCUGUGGAAUGGCAGGGUCAAGCUAUUUGAGCACUCUUCUCAUUUCAAUAGUUCAUAGGAUGACAUCCAAAUCUUCAAGUGGGAAUUGGAUACCGGAAGAUCUUAACAGGGGGAGAUUGGAUCACUUCUAUUACAUUGUUGCUGCUUUACAAGUUCUAAACUUUGGCUACUUUUUGCUAUGUGCCACGUGGUACAAGUAUAAAGAAACUGGCAGCACUAGUCUUGAGCUCCAUGAAGUAUCAAAACAAACAGAAACAUCUGCAAACGGCGUUUGAAGGAAAAAGACAGAUUUCUGAGGACAAAUGGAUUUUGGUGGUCCCUACAAUACACCGAUUUCAACGAUGUUAUCUCUAGAUGUUAGGCCAGUGAGGAGAGUGGAAUAAAUAACUUUGAACUUUGUUAAAAAUGAUAGAAGAGGCUAAAUAGAACACUUUUAGAAGAUGUUAAUCAAAAUCUUUUAAUUAACAAUAUUUCUAAAAAAUUAGUAUAUGAUAAAUUAUAAUGACAUUGUACAAUUCAUAUAGCCAAACCUACCUAAUGGGGAUAAGAUUUAUUGUUGUUGUUGUAGUAGUAGUA
Messenger RNA from Prosopis cineraria, 2308 nucleotides. Its product is annotated as protein NRT1/ PTR FAMILY 2.11-like. Gene Ontology annotation, molecular function: transmembrane transporter activity. Lineage: Eukaryota; Viridiplantae; Streptophyta; Magnoliopsida; Fabales; Fabaceae. The record is from RefSeq and is a predicted model, not a curated record. The transcript is spliced from 4 exons. Bases 217 to 2007 code for a protein of 596 amino acids. Gene Ontology annotation, cellular component: plasma membrane. Gene Ontology annotation, biological process: transmembrane transport.